GCAACCACAGGCCACCCAAACCCAACGCACACCAAACAAAAACAACAACAACAAGAUCACCGGCGCAUCCCAUCCCAGAGCAACCACACACGCAGACAAGCAAGAAUGGCGAUCGCCGUGAGCGGGCAAUGGACUCGCCUGCGGACGCUCGGCUGCGGCGCGUCGGGGGCCGUGGUCACCCUGGCGGCCGACGCCGCGUCGGGGGAGCUGUUCGCGGUCAAGUCCGUGCGCGCGGCGGACGCGGCGCAGCUGAGCCGGGAGCAGGGGAUCCUCUCCGGGCUCUCCUCGCCGCACGUCGUGGGCUGCAUCGGCGGCGGCGGCGACCGCGACGGCUCCUACCACCUCUUCCUCGAGUUCGCCCCCGGCGGCUCGCUCGCCGACGAGGCCGCGAGGAAUGGGGGCCGCCUGGAGGAGCGCGCCAUCCGGGCGUACGCGGCGGACGUCCUGCGCGGGCUCGCCUACAUCCACGGCAAGUCGCUCGUGCACGGCGACGUCAAGUCGAGGAACGUAGUGAUCGGCGCCGACGGGCGCGCCAUGAUCGCCGACUUCGGGUGCGCGAGGGCCCUCGGUUCGGCCGGGCCGAUCGGAGGCACGCCGGCGUUCAUGGCCCCGGAGGUGGCACGAGGCGAAGAGCAGGGGCCGGCCGCCGACGUGUGGGCUCUCGGCUGCACGGUCGUCGAGAUGGCCACCGGGCGCGCCCCGUGGGGCGAGAUGGACAACGUCCUUGCCGCCGUCCACCGGAUUGGGUACACGGACGCCGUGCCGGAGGUGCCGACGUGGCUGUCAGCGGAGGCGAAGAGUUUCCUCGCCAUGUGCUUCGCGAGGAACGCCCGCGACCGGUGCACGGCGGCGCAGCUCCUGGAGCACCCGUUCGUGGCAUUGCAGGCAGGAGAGGCCAAGGCCAGGUGGGUGUCUCCCAAGAGCACGCUCGACGCAGCAUUCUGGGAAUCGGAGACCGACGAGGAAGAGGAGGAGGAGGAGGAGGUUUCGGAGAGCCCGUCCGAGAGGAUCAAGUCAUUGUCGUGCUCCGUCUUGCCGGACUGGGACUCCGACGAAGGCUGGAUCGACGUGCUCGGCGAGCAGUGCGAAGCUUGCGAUUCACCAGCAGCAACCAAGGGGCCAGCUGAUGUGUCCAGCAGGGCGCCAAGCAAAGUGCUCGGGUCCCCGGCGGUGCCAGCUGAAGACGUAGCUGUCGUCGGCACCCUUUCAAGUGAUGAACAUGAAGUGGACGCAGAGGAUGAGCCUUUCGGUGACGAUACCAUCCUGGCCGCUGAUCCUUCGGUGGACCGCCAGAACCAAGUGUGUUCGAGCUCAGAUAGAGAUGUACUUUCAUCAUCACAUGUACCCUGUAAUAAUCGAGUUCUUGCAAUAGAAAAGUUUCGUUUUCCACAAAUCUUGCUGUGCCGUUCUGACAAUCUCUCUUGCGUUCCUACUCUGUUCUGGACCAGUACUGAAUUUCUAGCCGAUGCUGGCCCGGAGGCGCGCCGCCGCCGCCAUCAUGCCCGUGGCCAGCGCCGCCGACUGCCCCCCGACAGCGACGCCAACAGCGGCAGCUGCUGCUGCAAGAAGAAGCGCAGGUCGACCCUGGGCGACGACGACCAGUGCGCGCCCGGCGGGGAGGGCUUCGCCAAGCGGUAUCGGCUGGGCGCGGAGUUGGGGCGCGGGGAGUUCGGGGUGACGCGCCGCUGCGAGCACGCGGCCACGGGCGAGGCGCUGACCUGCAAGACCACCCGCCGCAAGUGGCUGCGUCGCGCCGCCGACGCCGAGGACAUGCAGCGGGAGGUGGAGAUCCGGCGGCGCAUGUCGGCGCUGGAGGGCGCAGGCGGCGCCGUGGUGCGGCUCCGCGAGGCGAAUCGGGCGCUUUUCUGA
This is a messenger RNA of Triticum aestivum (bread wheat), 1869 nucleotides long. Its product is annotated as mitogen-activated protein kinase kinase kinase 17. Lineage: Eukaryota; Viridiplantae; Streptophyta; Magnoliopsida; Poales; Poaceae. The record is from RefSeq and is a predicted model, not a curated record. The transcript has 2 exons. Gene Ontology annotation, biological process: signal transduction; protein phosphorylation. Gene Ontology annotation, molecular function: ATP binding; protein kinase activity. Bases 106 to 1869 code for a protein of 587 amino acids.